UGUUUCUGGUAAAUCGCAAUCCACCUGUGCUGUCGCCCGUAUCACUAACUAACCCCCGCAUUCUCCUUUUACCUCUUUGUUUGCUUGUUCUCCGCAAAUCCUCCUCAUUCUCUCUGCAACCGAGAAGGAUCUGAGGUAACUAUGUCUGAGGCAGUAAAAACUCCUCCGGCCAGUGCAGAUGGAAACAAGUCUGAUGCGGCUGGGAGCAAAACUCCUGUUGAGUCAGCUUCUGCAGGGACUCCAUCCGGACAGAGAACAGCAACCCCUGCUUCAGUUGCCGGAAUGCCAAAUCCGUUUGACUUCUCAGCUAUGACAGGUCUACUCAACGACCCAAGCAUUAUGGAAUUAGCUGAACAGAUAGCAAAGGAUCCUGCAUUUAAUCAGAUGGCAGAGCAGCUUCAGAAAACCUUUCAAGGUGCUCCAGUUGAAGAUGGUAUCCCCAACUUUGAUACGCAACAAUAUUAUUCAACGAUGCAACAAGUCAUGCAAAAUCCACAAUUUAUGACCAUGGCUGAGAGACUUGGUAAUGCAUUGAUGCAGGAUCCAUCCAUGUCUGGCAUGCUUGAGAGUUUGACAAACCCAACUAAUAAAGAACAGCUUGAAGAACGAAUGUCACGUAUCAAAGAAGAUCCAUCCUUGAAGCCUAUCUUGGAAGAGAUUGAGAAUGGUGGUCCUGCUGCUAUGAUGAGGUACUGGAAUGAUAAGGAGGUUCUCCAAAAGUUGGGCGAAGCGAUGGGCUUUGCUGUUGGGGACACUGCUGCAUCCGCUGGUGAUGUUGCUGGUGAAGAUGGAACAGAGGAAGUAAAUGAUGAGGAAUCUAUUGUUCACCACACUGCUAGUAUUGGUGAUGUGGAGGGGCUGAAGGGUGCUCUAGCUGAUGGUGCCGAUAAGGACGAAGAAGAUUCUGAAGGAAGGACCGCGUUGCAUUUUGCUUGCGGAUAUGGCGAGGUUAAGUGUGCCCAAGUUCUUCUAGAGGCUGGAGCUAAGGUGGAUGGUUUAGAUAAGAACAAGAACACUCCUCUCCACUAUGCUGCUGGUUAUGGCAGGAAGGACUGCGUCGAGCUUCUGUUGAAGAAUGGUGCUGCUGUUACUCUCCAGAACUUGGAUGAGAAAACACCCAUCGAUGUUGCCAAACUAAAUAACCAAAACGAGGUUCUAACCUUGCUUGAGAAGGACGCCUUCCUAUAAGUCUGAAAGCUCUCUGAGGAAUUGCAUUAGUCUCGUGUGCUGAUAUCUGCCAACUUGAUGUGUCACCUUACUUGUAUCUACUGCUGCUGUAUCUUCGUAACGUUUCUGGAUUCUUUUAUUUCAUUACCUGGAUCGAGUCCCCGAGUUAUUUUAUGUUUCAAAUGUAGUUUUGGUUGGUAUCCGCCCUUAAUAAUCGCUCCAUUGUUUGAAGUGGCUGGACUAUGAAAGCUGCUUGUGUCGUGUGCUAUGAUUUCCCCAUGUUUUUAAGCAGUUUGGUACUUGUAUGCUCCGGCGCGUCUUAGUGGCUAUCUUGAGAACUUUCCUGUAAAGGGUUGUGAGAAAGGGCUAUAUGCAGAAUUUACACUUGAAAGAA
Sesamum indicum (sesame) is the source of this 1561-nucleotide messenger RNA. Its product is annotated as ankyrin repeat domain-containing protein 2B. Lineage: Eukaryota; Viridiplantae; Streptophyta; Magnoliopsida; Lamiales; Pedaliaceae. Gene Ontology annotation, molecular function: protein binding. The record is from RefSeq and is a predicted model, not a curated record.